Scheffersomyces amazonensis is the source of this 1215-nucleotide messenger RNA. Its product is annotated as nucleotidase. The transcript has a single exon. Gene Ontology annotation, biological process: nucleotide catabolic process; pyrimidine nucleobase metabolic process. The coding region runs from base 201 to 1067 and encodes 288 amino acids. NCBI's taxonomy places the organism in Eukaryota, Fungi, Ascomycota, Pichiomycetes, Serinales, Debaryomycetaceae. Gene Ontology annotation, molecular function: nucleotidase activity. The record is from RefSeq and is a predicted model, not a curated record.
GCGAUAAAUAAAAAGUAAUGAGCACGAAGUUUGAUAACCGAUUCAACCAUUUUCUCCGAAUUAAUAUAAUAAUAGCUAUAAAUUAUAAUUAUAUUAUAUUCAUAAUUAUAUAAUAUUCUUUAUACAGUUACAGUUUAAUUUAUUAUAGUUUAUAUACAUAUAUAUAUAUAUGCAUAUUGUUUAAUAUUAGUUCCAACAUCAUGACAAGCUCAUCUUUCGCAUCCUCAAUUACUGGAGAACCAGUUUUAUAUGAGAAUCCAGAAAUUCAACAUAAUGAACAAGUUAAACCAGGUACUAUAGUUAAAUUACCAUUUGGAUAUGGUCCAUUACCAGCAGAAAUUAAGAAUAAAAAGAUCUUUUAUUUUGAUAUUGAUAAUUGCCUUUAUAAACGUUCUACGCGUAUUCAUGAUUUGAUGCAAGUUAAGAUUCAUCAAUACUUUAAAGAUAACUUACAAUUAAAUGAUGAAGAAGCUCAUAAAUUACAUAUGAAUUAUUAUAAGACUUAUGGUUUAGCCAUUGAAGGUUUAGUUCGUAAUCAUAGAGUUGAUGCUUUAGAAUAUAAUUCAAAAGUUGAUGACUCAUUAGAUUUAAAUAGUGUAUUAUCUUAUAAUCCACAAUUAAGAGCCAUGUUAAUAUCAUUAAAAAAUUCACAUAAAUUUGAUUACUUUUGGUUGGUUACUAAUGCAUAUAAGAAUCAUGCCUUAAGAGUAGUAUCUAUAUUAGGAUUAGGUGAUCUCUUUGAUGGAUUAACAUAUUGUGAUUAUUCAAAAUUCCCUAUUAUAUGUAAACCAAUGAAAGAAUUCUUUAUAAAUUGUUUGAAUAAAACUCGAAUUGAUUAUGAAGAUAAAGAAUCCUUAGAUAAACAAUUCUUUAUCGAUGAUAGUGAACUUAAUGUUAAAUCUGCUUUUGAUUUAGGGUUUGGUAAUGUGAUUCAUUUUGUUGAAGUACAAUCAGAGUAUGAAACCUUAAUUCAAAAACCAGAUUAUUCAAAAUACUAUAAAGGUAAUGAAGAUGGAAGAAAGAUCCAUAUUAUUAGAGAUAUUUUAGAUUUACCAGAUGUUUUAUAAGCCAGCAGUGAUAUAUAUAUAAAUCUAUAUAUAUAUAUUAUAUUAUAUAUAGGUAUUGGCUUUUUUCCUGCUUUCAGUUUCUUAAAUAGAGUAAUAGAGUAUUUAGAUGGUUUUCUCUAGUAUACGAAAUCUAGCCUUUUUAACACUU